Salmo salar (Atlantic salmon) is the source of this 6476-nucleotide messenger RNA. Its product is annotated as extracellular sulfatase Sulf-1. Lineage: Eukaryota; Metazoa; Chordata; Actinopteri; Salmoniformes; Salmonidae. The record is from RefSeq and is a predicted model, not a curated record. Gene Ontology annotation, biological process: negative regulation of fibroblast growth factor receptor signaling pathway; heparan sulfate proteoglycan metabolic process; glycosaminoglycan metabolic process. Gene Ontology annotation, molecular function: glycosaminoglycan binding; calcium ion binding; N-acetylglucosamine-6-sulfatase activity. Gene Ontology annotation, cellular component: plasma membrane; endoplasmic reticulum; Golgi apparatus.
UCUGCUCAGGGACGUGUCUCAACAGAUGGUUGGGGUUAAAGAGUGUUAUCACAUCGUAGAGAGGAUUAGAGCUGAGAGGUUGUCCUCUUCUUCUUCUUCUCCUUCUUCCAGAGGAGCUGAGCUGUGUGGUCCACCUCUCCUCUCCACUACUCUACCACCAAGACCAGAACUCUGCAUGAGAACAAGAAGAGAAGAGGAGACGGGGAGAGAAAAAAAAAAUCCUUAUCCUUCUUUCUCACACUCUCACUCCAGCACUCUGCUCUCUUGCCUUCCAGACUCCUCCUCAGAAGUGAGAGCUCCAGUGGGUUUCCUCCCUCCGCCAUGCUGCUGGUGUGUGUGUCCUGGCUGGGCCUGCUGUCCCUGGGUUGGGACCAGGGCUGUUCAGCAUUCAGCACCACCAGAGCCCAGGGAGGCCUGAGGGGACGCAUCCAGAGGGACCGCAGGAACAUUAGGCCCAACAUCAUCCUCAUCAUAACCGACGAUCAGGACACAGAGCUUGGUUCUCUUCAGGUGAUGAAUAAGACUCGUAAGAUAAUGGAAGAUGGAGGCACCUCGUUCACCAAUGCCUUUGUGAGCACGCCCAUGUGCUGUCCGUCGCGCUCGUCCAUGCUGACUGGGAAGUACGUUCACAACCACAACACCUACACCAACAACGAGAACUGUUCUUCGCCGUCCUGGCAGGCCCAGCAUGAACCACGCUCCUUCGCCGUCUACCUCAACAAUACAGGAUACAGGACAGCGUUCUUUGGGAAGUACCUGAACGAGUACAACGGCAGCUACAUCCCUCCUGGGUGGCGGGAGUGGGUGGGGCUGAUCAAAAAUUCCCGCUUUUAUAAUUACACCGUCUGUCGGAAUGGUUACAAGGAGAAGCACGGCGCAGAAUAUGCCAAGGACUAUUUCACGGACCUUAUAACCAAUGACAGUAUCAACUUCUUCCGGAUGUCCAAGAAGGUUUACCCUCACCGGCCAGUGAUGAUGGUCCUCAGCCAUGCUGCCCCCCAUGGCCCAGAGGACUCAGCCCCACAGUACUCAGAGAUGUUCCCCAACGCAUCGCAACACAUCACCCCCAGUUAUAAUUACGCCCCAAACAUGGAUAAACACUGGAUCAUGCAGUACACUGGCCCCAUGAGGCCCAUUCACAUGGAAUUCACUAACUUCCUACACAGAAAGAGACUACAGACGCUCAUGUCAGUGGACGACUCUGUUCAGAAGGUAUAUGAGAUGUUGGUAGAGAGUGGAGAGCUGGACAACACCUAUGUAAUCUAUACUGCUGACCAUGGCUAUCACAUCGGUCAGUUCGGACUGGUAAAGGGGAAGUCAAUGCCCUAUGACUUUGACAUCCGAGUACCCUUCUUCCUCAGAGGGCCCAACGUCGAGCCUGGAGCAGUGAAUCCUCAACUGGUGUUGAACAUUGACCUGGCUCCCACCAUCCUACACAUCGCUGGGCUGGACACUCCUCCGGACAUGGACGGGAAGUCCAUCCUCCAACUACUGGAGCAUGAGAAAACUGGCAACAGAUUCAAACCCAAUCGGAAACCCAAAGUCUGGAGGGACACAUUCCUAGUGGAGAGAGGUAAACUCCUGAGGCAGAAGGAGGACGGUGGAGGCAGUCCAACCACCCCUCACACCAACAGCCUGCCCAAGUACAAGAAGGUCAAAGAGGUGUGUCAACAGGCAGAGUUCCAGACGCCCUGCCAACAGCCUGGGCAGAAGUGGCACUGUGUGGAGGAGAUCACAGGGAAGUGGCGUAUCCAGAAGUGUAAGGGAGGUGGUCUGAAGGAAGGCCCCAGGAAGAGGGCCCGGAGCCUGAGGUCCCGCAGCAGCUACGACAGCCGGCAGAGGGACCCCUGCGACUGUGGCCCUGACAGCAGCCUCGACAAAUCCUCCAGGUCCGACCGUCCGGGACGCUCACACCGCCAGUUCCCACCUUCCUCUGGAGGACGAGGCUACAGGCCUCGUUUCGUCCACACAAGAUCCACCAGAUCUCUGUCCGUGGAGUUUGAAGGGCAGAUCUAUGACAUUGACCUUGCGGCAGACGAUCAGUCGGCGGUCCAGAGACGUGUCAUCAGAAAGCGCCACUAUGAGCAGGAGGACCAGGAGUUGGCUCUGGAGUCAGAAGACGGGUCAGAGGAGAUGCUGGCGGACGAUACCAACACCGUGGGGUACCACAACUCUGUCAAAGUCACACACAAGUGCUACAUCCUGAUGAAUGACACCGUCCACUGCGAGAGAGAGAUCUACUCUUCAUCCAGAGCCUGGAAGGACCAUAAGAGCUACGUGGACCAGGAGAUAGAAGCCCUGCAGGACAAGAUCAAGAACCUGCGAGAGGUCAGGGGUCACCUGAAGAGGAGACGACCUGACGGGUGUGACUGUGGCAAGAACAGCUACUAUAGCAAAGGAGAGAGAAACAGAGAGAAGGCAGAGCGGUUGAAGAACAAGAAUGAUCAGCUCCAUCCCUUUAAGGAGGUUGCCCAGGAAGUAGAUGGGAAGACCCAGCUGUUGAACGAGAUCAGGAGGAAGAAGAAGGAGAGGAAAGAGAGGAAGAGGCAGAAGAAGGGGGAUGACUGUAGUCUACCUGGUCUGACAUGUUUCACUCACAGCAACGACCACUGGCAGACUGCCCCCUUUUGGAACCUUGGAGGGUUCUGUGCGUGCACCAGUUCCAACAACAACACCUACUGGUGUGUGAGAACCAUCAACGAGACACACAACACCCUGUUCUGUGAGUUUGCUACGGGCUUCCUCGAGUACUUUGACCUCAACAACGACCCCUACCAGCUGACCAACGCGGUGUACUCGGUGGACAGAGAGGUGUUGAACGCCCUCCAUGCUCAGCUGAUGGAGAUGAGGAGUUGCCAGGGACACAAGCAGUGUAACCCCCGACCCAAAGGCCUGGACACAACAGCACUCAGCCAGUCUGGGACGGACGAGCGGGUUAAGCUGCCCAACCUGACGGAGGAGGAGGUGGACUGGCGAGGUCUGGAGGAGCUGUAUAGUAGUGUAAACCAGAGCCUGUACCAGCACAGGACUGACUACAGCCUCAGACAGGAUGACUGGCACAUCUUCCAGAAGGAUGUAGAUAAUAUGUUUGCACUGAGACACGUUUUAGACUCGAAACUUCAAAACAACGACGACAACCAAACCCAUAUGCUUGACUUGAAGGAUGACCCGGCAUCGGCAACUUCCCUGGCAGAGCAGGGUUCCGGGUCUGGGGGGCUGGAGGAGGGCAGCGGAGGAGAAGGGUCGCCCAGCCGGGACAUCUGGCCAGAACUGGUCAUCCUGAAUCGGGCCACAGAGGGACUACCGGAGACCCCAUGCACUACCCAUCCUGCCCCUAGCACACCCCCACCACCACCUCCUCCAGUAACACCCACACACCCCACACCUCAGAGGUCAGAGGUCAAAGUUCAACAAGAAUCUGUGAAUGACCUCCCUGACGAGACUUAUCCAUUAGACAGACCCCCCAGAGUGGUGUCUGUGAUGACGUCAUUGUCUGUGAUGUCAGCAGGUCAGAGGAGAGGAGGGGGAGGGGUCAGAGGGGGGGAAGUGGUUGCCGGUGGUGAUGUGUGGUUGGCCCAUCAGCUGGAGGAGGACUGGCUAGAUGGCGACGGGGAGGGGCUGGUCUUCAGCGGGAACGGGAACAACGGCCUGACUGAGAUGGAGACGCGGCACGACGACCUGCUCCGCACCCACAACAGCCUGGAGAUGGGGUCUUACCCAGGCCAGGCCCAGACCCAACAGAGUAGUCUCAUCCAGGGACUGGAGCUGGGACUAGACAAGGAAGAGGAAGAGGACAUAUUCCAAGGCCAGGGCUACCUCCCCCUCUCCCCACAGACACAGACACUGAGGCCCAGAGUUCAGGCCUCCACAACCACCACUACUACCAGCACUGGGAGCCCGCCUCAGACUGGCGCCCCACAGGGGACUGGGGUGGUAGUGCAUAACCCCCAGCUCCAACAGGCACAUCUACAGGUAGAGGUACAGGUCGAGUCCCAUGCCCAGCUCCAGGCCCUGGACUAUGAGGGUAGUGGGUCUCCCCCUCAGCCCUCUUCCAACCACACCCAGUGAGACACAUACAGACAAACGCACGUGCUGGCCUGACAUUGGGCGGCCCAGCCCGUCACCAUAGAGACACAGAGAGACACAGAAACUGGGGGACAUGGAGAGCCAAGAAGGACGACGAUGAUGUCACCACCUGUCAGUCUGACUUAGAGCUGUAUUAUUCAUGAGUAUUAAAGUUAUUAUUAUUGUUUAUUUUUUUACAGGUGCUUCCAUUUAUUAUUAGAAGAACUACAGUGUUAUGUUGUUUUUUCCAAAAUAUAUAUUUUAGAAAAAGAAAAUCCUUAACACAGCUGAAAUUAAUAAAAUAUGGGAAUUUAUAUUAAAGUUGCAAGUGGAUAACACCAUUGUUUUAAAUAUAUAUUUUUAACAAUAAAAACAGGUUUUCCGGUCAGAAGGUUAGUGGUCAUUUAGCGUUACCAGAGAGGAAGAGGCGAAGCGAGAGGGUUUACCAGGCCAAAAAUCUGUCCACGAUAAGCUAAUUAUUAAGCAAGUGCCGAAUUUUGUCAAGAUAAAAAUGUAAAGCUAUUUUGAUACGUGAGGCUUAUUUGAUCUAAUAGAAGUUUCUUAAUGCUUAGGUUGUUACGAGUUUACCGAUAUAAGUGUAAUGCACAUGACAUCCCAGCAACUUUGAUAGUGUUUUUUUCUCAAAGUUAUACCUGUUGAAAUUCGAGACGGUCUAUGCAUUAUCAUGAGGCUCGCAUAGGAUCUCACUCCAUUGAAUCCAGGCGGUUGACAUCAACACCCCUCAUUGAAUAUUCAAAAAAGUAUUCAAAUACCGAGAUGUAUCCACCAAUCCAAAGAUAGUAACAGAUGGGAGCGUGAUAGCCCACCGUUACGCUCUGUGGACAAUGAAUCCCAUCGUUAGGGCGGAGACACAAGCUUCUCGUCAUUAUAUCCAGUAUCUCUGGCAUUACCUAACACCUUUGUGUGCUACAAUGGCGUUGGCUAAUGCUAACGUCUUGGUAUGUAAUUCAAUAGAGUUGGCUAAUGUUAACAUCUUGAUUUGCUACAAUGGAGUUGGCUAAUGCAAACACCUUGGUAUGCUACAAUUGAGUUGGCUAAUGCUAACGCCUUGGCUAAUGCUAACAGACUCAGGCCAGGAUUAAAUCCGAUCUACGUUAGAUCAGCGUAAAGAGUGCUUGACAUGUAAAGUACAUUUCCAAUUGAGCGUUUGCCAUGAAUGAGAUCUCCACGAAAGUGGAAACAUUAUCUUAAAAAGUUGACAAAGCAAGAUAGGAUUAAAUCCCGGCCUCAGUCAUCUCUAGACCAUCUCUAGAUCACAGUGCUGUCCCAUCAGAAAUAUAACCACUGACAAAUCAGAUGAUCCCAAUAGUUUGACCAUAAAUGCACUUUGAACAUUUAUUUAGCUUUUCCCUUGUACUGACAGUUGCCUUUAGUUUAAAUGUUUGUGGUUUGGAAACAUGUAUUCACUGUAACUCCAAUUGCAUCUCAAAGCUUAACACUGAUCAUUGGUAUUUCAUUUUUAACACAGUGAAUUCAUUUAAAGGGUAAGUUGGUUUCAUGGAUACUUGCUACUGCAAGUGCAACACUGAAUGUGACAAGUUCAUAGUUUAAAAAAAAAACGUUUAUAAAUGAACAGUGCUAACAUAAUUUUAUGAAUUGUUAGUUGUAAUUAUUUAACUUAGUUUACUAUGUUAUGUUACUCUUCUAGCUACAGUAACUUCACGUUCACGUUUUGUUCUACACUCAGCCAUCAUCAUCACCUAAUUAAAUUAAAACUUCAGAUAUUAAGCACAAAUUAAUAACCGCACACAAUAAAACUCACAUUGCAUAGACCAGUAUUCCCUAUUGCAUUGAUAAUCAAGGAUGCACAUAAUCAUCCCCAAGUUACAUCUCAAAAAGAGACAAUGAACACAAAGCCAAAACCUAAGUAUGUCCCAAAUGGCACCCUAUUCACUUUAUUGUGCCCUACUUUUGACCAGAGCAAUAUGGGCCCUGGUCAAACGUAGUGCACUACACUACAUAGGGUGCCAUUUGAGAUGCAACCCCCUAAUCUUUUCCUCCAUUGCUUGAAUAGCAUAUGGCAUUACUACUAUGAGGUGAUCUAUGCGUCAUUUAUAAUACUGUCUGUUAGACUAUACUGUAUAUUCUAUAUGCAAUAAGCAAAGAAUCAUAGGAUUUAACCCACACUACUCCCAUUACAUAUCAUUGGGUAUGUUUGCACUGGCCUGUGUCAUCGCCACUCAUUCUUACAUCUUCUACUGAUGGUUACGUUUUGGUUCAAUGUUGCUUCCACCUAAAACCAAUAUUCAUUGAUUCUUAGAUCAACAAUUGUUACUGAAGCAGUAUUUUCUUCCUUUCCUUAUUUUGUGUGUAGAAGUGUUGCAACAAUUCUGGUUUCAGGAAAGCCAAGAAGCUGUUAAGAAAUAAACGUGUCAAAUAUUUUAGUGACA